Messenger RNA from Malus domestica (apple), 1932 nucleotides. NCBI's taxonomy places the organism in Eukaryota, Viridiplantae, Streptophyta, Magnoliopsida, Rosales, Rosaceae. The record is from RefSeq and is a predicted model, not a curated record.
GCAAGCACCAUAACGUUUUAUUCUUUCGCAUAACAGCUACCACUACCAGCCACACCCACACCGCUCCAACGUCUACCCACAGCAGGCCCCGUAGAACCUCCGUCAUCUUCUCCGGCUGCCAAAGCGCAGCUUCUUCGCGCCUCUUCCACCGUAUUACAGCUGUGGAGGUAGUCAUGUUCAGUUUUUCAGUUUGAUUUGAAGGAAUUUCUUGCGCAGAAGAGCUAGGGUUUCUUGGUGAGCUCUUCAGGUUGUGCAUCUAGGAAAUUGUGGUUUUUUGGAUUUGGGGCUUUUGUUUGCAGCCUUCAGAGCCAUGUGUAUUUGAGGUUAAUUUCAAUUUGAAAAAAAUCUCUGCCGCAUCUUGGUUCCUACAAUAAUUUUAGCUGCUGAAGUAGCUUUCAGCUGUCAAGGUUUCAAGCAAUUGAGUGUGUUUGCAAGUGCUUUUUGCUUUCAUCUAUUUCAACAGUGGGAACAUAAAUCUAACUGUGAGUCUUCUGCAUAAUUGGGAAGAUGUCAACUGCACGGCCUUUAAAGAAAUUGGUGUCCUGCAUUAUCCUUGAUUUGGAUGGUACACUACUGAACACAGAUGGUAUUGUAAGUGAAGUUUUGAAAGUUUAUUUGGGUAAGUAUGGAAAGCAGUGGGAUGGGCGGGAAGUUCAAAAAAUAGCUGGAAAAACACCACUUGAAGCUGCAAGUGCUGUUGUGGAAGAUUAUGGGUUAUCGUGUACAACGAAUGAAUUACUUUCAGAGAUUACCCCAUUGUUCUCCAAUCAGUGGUGCAACAUUAAAGCGCUUCCAGGUUCCUAUCGGCUACUUAAACAUUUGAGUGGUCAUAGAGUGCCAAUGGCAUUGGCUUCAAACUCUCCAAAGGAAAACAUUGAAACCAAACUUUCUUUUCAUCAGGGCUGGAAGGAAUCUUUUUCAGUCAUCAUUGGUGGUGAUGAAGUAAGUUUGGGGAAGCCAUCUCCUGAAAUAUUCCUUGAAGCUGCUAAAAGGCUCAAUGUUGAACCUUCCAGCUGCCUUGUCAUUGAAGAUUCUCUACCAGGUGUUACAGCUGGAAAGGCUGCUGGAAUGGAGGUGGUCGCUGUACCCUCCAUCCCAAAGCAGUCACAUCUCUAUACAUCAGCGGAUGAGGUGAUAAACUCUCUGCUUGAUUUGCGACCUGAAAUGUGGGGCCUACCUCCUUUCCAAGAUUGGAUAAAAGAUACUUUACCUAUAGAACCUUGGCAUAUUGGUGGUCCAGUUGUUAAGGGAUUUGGUCGGGGCUCAAAAGUACUCGGGAUCCCUACAGCGCACUGCAUCUUUUCUUCAGCAAAUUUAUCCACAGAAGGAUAUGCAUCUCUUCUUUCCGAACAUCCCUCGGGAGUAUAUUUUGGUUGGGCUGGAUUAUCAACACGGGGUGUCUUCAAAAUGGUCAUGAGUAUUGGUUGGAAUCCUUAUUUCAACAACACCGAAAAGACCAUAGAGCCAUGGCUGCUUCAUGACUUCGAUGAGGAUUUUUAUGGGGAAGAACUGCGUCUUAUCAUAGUUGGCUACAUACGGCCUGAGGCGAAUUUCUCAUCGCUUGAGAGCUUGAUAGAAAAGAUUCAUGAGGACGGGCGAAUUGCGGAGGAAGCUCUUGAACUUCCGUUGUACUCAAAGUACAAGGGCGACUCAUAUCUCAAAAUUUCUGCCUAAGGAUGCUACUGCCUUACUCGAAGCGCGCUUUCGCUGCACCUGAUGGGCUAUAACAAUAAUUGAAAUUGUACACUCAUUAUUGAGGAAAUUCUAUGUCCGUUCAUGAAUGUAAUAUGAAUACACACACAUUAGUCACAAUCAGUGCUUAAAAUAUUGGUAUCAUUGGAAAUAUCGAUGGAUAUAUUGAUAUUGAUAUCAGCUGCCUUUGAUGAAAAUGAUGAAAUUUGCUCAAAAAGGUGAAAAUUAAAAUGAAUGAUA